Molecule: messenger RNA, 961 nt
Organism: Amphimedon queenslandica
Lineage: Eukaryota; Metazoa; Porifera; Demospongiae; Haplosclerida; Niphatidae
Exons: 2
Coding region: 70-942 (290 amino acids)
Source: RefSeq, a predicted model, not a curated record
UGUCUUUGCCCGAGCAGAGUAUUAAUUGUAUCAGUUAAGGAAGCUUUAUCUAUUGGAGAAAGAUAUCGGAUGAAUGAGGAAGACACUAAACAAGCUUUGAGAUAUUUCAAUGACGUCAGUCUCAUGUUAUAUUAUCCAGAUAUUACGAAUGCUGUAUUUAUCGAUUCUAAGCCAAUCCUUGAGAUUCUCUCACAAUUAUUAGCUCUCACAUACGUCACUGAUAAAAAUACCCGAGCAUUAAUAUUAAUCAACCCAGUUUCUCGAACCGUUACUAAUAAUCUCAAGGAAGGAUUUUUCAAUGAAGAUAUUUUAGAGCAUUUGAAAUCAAGGUCUGUCAUAUUUUGCUUGCCAGAGUUCCAGUUGUGUGACCUAAUCAGACUCUUCCUUCAUCUUAACAUCAUCACCAAACUAGAAGAUGAACCAAAGGGACACUACUUCAUUCCUUAUGCUCUUCCUUCAUACAAUGAACCAGUUUCAAUUAAGGAGACUAAUGCUAAGCCACUUCUUAUAGUCUGGAGGGAAGAGAAGAGUGAAGAGAUCCUGCCAUUUCCUACAGGAUUGUUCCCUUUAACCAUCGUACACCUACUCAACCAGAAAGAAUACAUUACUAAAAUCUCUCCGUUGACGCCAGAGUAUUGCAAAUUUCGUGAUGCCAUGUCUCUCAAGAUUAUGUUCAAAAGGAAGGAGGACACACUUCACCUCAUCAACCGUUACACUAAUAUUGAAGUAUACUUUACUGGUCCUACCCAGCACUUUCCAUUGGUACGUAAGCUACUCACAAAAGCUACUGAUAAUAGCAGUGAUGCCAUGCACCUCAAGAUAAUUACAUCAAUGCAUUUGCUUGCCCUGCAAAGAGGAAUAGCUGCUACUGUAUUGUUAGAUCCAGUGAAGAUGGUAAUAUUGUCAAUUGUACAGUUUGUUCUGUGUCAGCUACUAUUAUAAAUACUGUAAUAAUUUUUAU